Messenger RNA from Plasmodium gallinaceum, 411 nucleotides. RefSeq lists its product as hypothetical. The transcript has 2 exons. NCBI's taxonomy places the organism in Eukaryota, Apicomplexa, Aconoidasida, Haemosporida, Plasmodiidae. The coding region runs from base 1 to 411 and encodes 136 amino acids. The record is from RefSeq and is a predicted model, not a curated record.
AUGGGAAUUUUUUUAAAAUUGAAUAAAAACGUCUACUCGAACUGUAAAUCUUACGUUUACAAAAGUAGUGGCGGUUCUAUUCUUGAUAAUAUCUUUAAUGUAUAUUGGAGCAUAUGUGUUAAUUUUGUACCUAAAUCAAUAACAGCUAACCUCUUAACUUUACUAGGAUUUUUGUGUUCAACAAUUGCAUUUUUUCUUAUGUAUCUUUUUGAUCCAUUAGAAGAAAAGUAUAAUUAUAUAUAUAUAUACAUAGGACUCUUUUUAUUCUUAUAUCAAGUAAGAUUUUUUUUUUUUUUUUUUUUUUUUUUUUUUUUUUUUUUUAAAUUUUUAAAUUUUUUUUUUUUUUUUUUUUUUUUUUUUUUUUUUUUUUUUUUUUUUUUUUUAUAUGUUGUUGGUUUUUAUUUACAUUAG